AUGUCGGUUUCAGAAUUCCAGUUUGCUAGACAAAACCAACAGCCUCUUUUUGUUCUUCUAAUGGAAGAUCAGAAUGCUUGUUCAGAUAUCAGAGUAACACGUGCUUUUUUCCUGAUUGUUCUUCUAAUGGAAGAUCAGAAUGCUUGUUCAGAUAUCAGAGUAACACGUGCUUUUUUCCUGAUUGUUCUUCUAAUGGAAGAUCAGAAUGCUUGUUCAGAUAUCAGAGUUUUGCAGACUGUGAAAAAUGUACAUUUAUACACAAAGACUGGAGAAGAAAUAUCUUUUGACCAAAAUGGAGAUGCAGUGAUUGCAUAUGAAAUCAUGAAUAUACAGAUAUUGCCAGAUGACACAUUUCGGUUGGUAAAAGUAGGCAGAAUGGAGCCUAGAGCCCCUCUUGGUAAAGAAGUCAGCAUCAAUAUGACUGCCAUCUUGUGGAAUGAAAAAUACACUGAGGUUCCAAGAUCAGUUUGUAGUGAAAGCUGCCUUGCAGGAUACAGGAAGAUCCUCAGAAAGGGCCAGCCAGUUUGCUGCUCUGACUGUGCUCCAUGUUCCAUUGGAGAAAUUACAAAUGUUACAGAUGCUUUGGACUGUUGGAAGUGUCCAGAAGAUCAGUGGCCUAAUGAACGACGUGAUACCUGCAUUCCCAAAGCGACUGAGUUCUUAUCUUAUGGAGAGUUCUUGGGUACAACUCUUACCAUCAUUGCUCUUUUUAUGACUUUCUUCAAUGCUUCUGUCUUGGGGAUUUUCAUUAAAUACCGAGACACUCCAAUAGUAAGGGCCAACAACAGAGAACUCAGCUACCUUCUUCUUUUGGGACUUAUGUUGUGCUUUCUAUGCUCCUUAAUAUUUAUUGGAAAUCCAUCUUCAGCAACAUGUCUGCUUCGGCAAACCAUAUUUGGUAUAAUAUUUUCCUUUAGUGUCUCUUUAGUUUUGGCAAAAACUGCAAUUGUAGUCAUUGCUUUCAAGGCAGCAAGGCCUGACAGCAAAUUGCAAAGACUGUUGGGACCAACUGUACCUAAGUUAGUAGUCUGUUUUUGUUUCAUUGGGCAAGUUAUUAUAUGUGUUGCUUGGAUGGUAAGCUACCCUCCUUUCGUGGAAUAUAAUACAAAAUAUGCAAAUGGGAAAAUAAUAAUUCAGUGCAAUGAACACAAAGUAGCAUUCUUCUGUUGUAUGCUGGGAUAUCUAGGGGGUUUAGCUGUUGUCUGUUUUGUUGUUGCUUUCUUGGCAAGAAAUUUACCUGAUACAUUCAAUGAAGCCAAAUUUAUUACCUUUAGCAUGCUAGUGUUUGUUAGUGUGUGGCUAUCAUUUAUACCUGCAUACCUGAGCACACAGGGCAAGUACAUGGUUGCAGUUGAGGUAUUUGCAAUCUUAGCCUCAAGUGCUGGAUUACUCAGCUGUAUAUUUUUACCCAAAUGCUAUAUUAUUUUACUUCAACCUCAGAAAAAUACAAGGAAACAUUUAAUAGGAACAGUUUAG
This is a messenger RNA of Protopterus annectens (West African lungfish), 1476 nucleotides long. Its product is annotated as vomeronasal type-2 receptor 26-like. The transcript is spliced from 4 exons. Gene Ontology annotation, biological process: G protein-coupled receptor signaling pathway. The record is from RefSeq and is a predicted model, not a curated record. Gene Ontology annotation, cellular component: membrane. The coding region runs from base 1 to 1476 and encodes 491 amino acids. Gene Ontology annotation, molecular function: G protein-coupled receptor activity. NCBI's taxonomy places the organism in Eukaryota, Metazoa, Chordata, Ceratodontiformes, Protopteridae.